CACUGCCAAGUAAAAUGCCAAUUCUGACUUGUUAUAGAUUUUGUUUGAGAAGAUCCAGACUGUGACUUUCUCUUUUUUUAAAUGUCACAGUAUUGAGCAGCAAACAAAAGUUCAGAGAUUUUGUGGUGGUUCAAUGUCUAACUCAUGAAUCAAUGUGAUGUUUCCAAAGAGUGACUCAUAGACCAACUGAACAAUUUUUUUUUAGACACUAAUUUGGUGUCAUGUUUUUUUCUCCGUGCAUGUGGACUAAAAAGAUGUGUUGGUCUGUAGGGAGAGAUAAUCUGUCAUCUGCCCCUGUAACCUGAAGAUUAUUCUCCUCUCAUCAGCACCGGUGUUCAGAGAACCACUGCCAAUCCAUCUGCUCCUUAAUCCAGUGACUGGAGCCAAAACUCUACAUACGCACGCGCGCACACACACACACACACACACACACGCAAACCCACAAACAGAAUUAGACCAUGCGUCCUUUCACCUUAAAAGCUGAGGGUUUGAGGAAUUCGUUUUAACCUGAAAGCAAAUAUUUUAAGAUGUACGAUAUUAGCUAUUUUACAGAACAAAGAAUAAAUGCUUCAAUGCAAUUACUUUAGCCUUCAGUUUCGUUCAUUCUUUUGCUUUAAAUUAUUUUAUUUUGAAAGGUUGGAUAGGAAGUUUUAGUUGAUUGCCUUGAAAUUAACAGUUUUUGUCGCUCCCAAGCUUUUGCAGCCUUGGAGGCGCACAGUCUGUUGGACAUAUGCGCACUGCUGCUACUUAUACUGCGCUGAGAAUGUGACUCACACAAAGGAUGGGAUCUACUUUUUACACCACUUGUGGGUUUCUUUAGCGUCGUGGAAGUGAUGCGGGGUGAUUUGAGUUGGGAGUAAAACUCGGGGUUGUGCGCACCUGCCAUGGAUGGCGCGUCGACUGCAUCCUUUUUCGGAUAGGAGCUCCUUCUGACUGUCAUGGUCUCACUGUUCGCGGCGAGUUCACCUGGAAAACAAUGGAGCAGAGAAAGAGACUUUUCUGCUGUAUUUUAUUUGUGGCGGAGCUCUGUGUUGGUUCUGCGCAAGUCCUCAGAAUCGGGGGGAUCUUUGAGACACGGGAAAGUGAGUUAGUGAGCAUGGAUGAGCUGGCGUUCAAGUUUGCCGUAAAUAACAUAAAUCGGAACAAAACCCUGAUGCCCAACUCGACUCUGACCUACGACAUCCAGAGGAUCAACAUCUUUGAUGGCUUUGAGGCGUCUAGAAGAGUGUGUGACCAGCUGGCUCUCGGGGUGGUUGCCGUGUUCGGCCCCUCUCACAGUUCUUCGGUCAGUGCCGUUCAGUCUAUCUGCAACGCUUUGGAAGUCCCUCACAUCCAGACUCGCUGGAAGCACCCGUCGGUCAACAACAAAGACACCUUCUUCAUCAACCUCUAUCCUGAAUACACCGCCAUUGCCAGAGCCAUCCUUGAUGUAGUCACAUUCUUCAAGUGGAAGAAACUAACAGUGAUCUAUGAAGACAGCACAGGUUUAAUGCGGAUGCAGGAGUUGAUCAAGGCUCCAGCAAAAUUAAAUCUGAAAAUCAAAAUUCGUCAGCUCACCCCAGGUAACCAGGAUGCUCGACCACUGCUGAAGGAGCUGAAGAAGGACAAGGAGUUUUUCAUUAUCUUUGAUUGUUCCUAUCGCAUGGCUUCAGAGCUCCUAAUGCAGCUGUCUUCAAUGGGAAUGAUGACAGAAUAUUACCAUUUCUUCUUCACGACAUUGGACCUGUUUGCUCUGGAUUUAGAGCCGUACCGCUACAGCGGGGUCAACAUGACGGGUCUCAGACUGCUUAAUUUUGACGACCCGUUGGUGGCCUCCACAAUGAGCAAGUGGGCCAUGGAUCGAAUGCAAGGUCCCAAACAAGACAAAGGACUAAUUGAAGGAGUCAUGACUACAGAUGCGGCUUUGAUGUAUGAUGCAGUGUACAUGGUUGCUAUUGCGGCGCAAAGGGCCACUCAAAUGACAGUCAGCUCCCUGCAGUGCCACCGCCAUAAACCGUGGCGCUUUGGACCACGCUUCAUGAAUCUGUUCAAAGAGGCACAAUGGAAUGGACUGACUGGGCGCAUUGUUCUCAGUAAGACAGAUGGUUUAAGGAAGGACUUUGAUUUGGAUGUAAUCAGCCUCCAGGAGGAUGGCACUGCCAGAAGUGUUGCGGAGGGAACAAGUCAGCUCACGAAAAGGUGGAUCAAGGUUGCCAUAUGGAAUUCAUACAAGGGGAUGACUCUGAUAGAGAGCAACCGAGACAAGAAUAGCAAUGUGACAGACUCUCUGGCUAACAGGACUCUCAUUGUCACCACCAUACUGGAAAAUCCAUAUGUAAUGGUUAGGAAAUCAGAUAAGGAGCUUGUUGGGAACGAUCGCUAUGAAGGCUACUGCAUGGAUCUUUUGAAAGAGCUCUCAAACAUCUUGGGUUUUACGUAUGAAGUCAGACUGGUUGGUGAUGGGAAAUAUGGAGCUCAAAAUGACAAGGGAGAGUGGAACGGGAUGGUGCGGGAGCUGAUUGAGCACGUUGCAGACCUCGCUGUGGCUCCCCUCACCAUUACAUAUGUCAGAGAGAAAGUGAUUGACUUCUCCAAGCCCUUCAUGACCUUAGGCAUCAGCAUUCUGUACCGGAAGCCAAACGGGACCAAUCCAGGCGUGUUUUCCUUUCUGAAUCCUCUGUCUCCAGACAUCUGGAUGUAUGUGCUGUUAGCCUGCACUGGUGUCAGCUGUGUUCUUUUUGUAAUUGCCAGGUUUACCCCAUACGAGUGGUACAACCCACAUCCAUGCAAUCCGUCCUCAACUCUAGUACAAAACAACUUCACUUUACUAAACAGUUUCUGGUUUGGUAUUGGAGCUCUCAUGCGACAAGGCUCUGAGCUGAUGCCUAAGGCUCUUUCCACUCGUAUAGUAGGGGGUAUCUGGUGGUUCUUCACUUUGAUCAUCAUCUCAUCUUAUACAGCCAACUUGGCAGCCUUUCUUACUGUGGAGAGGAUGGAUGCUCCCAUUGACUCUGCAGACGACCUGGCUAAACAGAGCAGAAUUGAGUAUGGUGCUGUUAGAGAUGGAUCCACUAUGACAUUCUUUAAGAAAUCAAAGAUUUCCACCUAUGAGAAGAUGUGGGCCUUCAUGAGCAGCAGGAAGAACACAGCAUUAGUUAAAAACAACAAAGAAGGCAUCACGCGCGUUUUGACAACAGACUACGCAAUGCUGAUGGAGUCCACCAGCAUCGAAUACAUCAGCCAGAGAAACUGCAACCUCACACAGAUUGGAGGUCUCAUCGACUCCAAGGGAUAUGGCGUGGGAACACCAAUUGGAUCUCCGUACAGGGAUAAAGUCACCAUCGCCAUCCUGCAGCUCCAGGAGGAGGGAAAGCUGCACAUGAUGAAGGAGAAGUGGUGGAGAGGAAACGGAUGCCCAGAGGAGGACAACAAAGAAGCCAGUGCUUUAGGCGUGGAGAACAUUGGUGGCAUCUUCAUUGUCCUGGCUGCUGGUCUGGUGCUGUCUGUUUUUGUUGCCAUUGGAGAGUUCAUCUAUAAGGCUCGCAGAAACGCAGACAUAGAGGAGUGUCUGUCUUGUGCUGUGAUGAGGGAUGAGGGUUCCUCCCUGCAGUGUUCUCAAGGGAUCCUGUGGAGGUCACAACCCUUCACCGCAGAAAGGCCCGCUUGCAUCUUCUGUCGACCCGUGUGUCCCACAAAGAAAAAAGGAACAAAAACAAACUCCAGUGCAUGAGCCUCACAUGAUCAAACAACAUGGACUGCCUUUUGAUUGUUUUACACAUUGUUUUUAGACCAUCAAAGUGAUAUCAAGUAUUUCCCUCUUCCCUUUUCUGUAGGUUAAUAUUACAAAUACAAAGCACUGUAUUGUAGAUUUUAGGGCUAAUGUUCUAUAAGCAUAUCUAGUGAUUCAGCAGGUUAAGACUACAUUUUCUUUGGUUUUUUUAGCAUUAACCUCAACUUCCCUGCAUUUUUAGCAAAAUCGAGUUGAACAAACUUUUAUGGAGUAAAUGUCCCUACUGUGUAAAUGUAUCACAACUUCACAGAUAUUCAGAAUAAAAAGACUUUUGCAUUUUU
Molecule: messenger RNA, 4050 nt
Organism: Oryzias latipes (Japanese medaka)
Lineage: Eukaryota; Metazoa; Chordata; Actinopteri; Beloniformes; Adrianichthyidae
Gene: grik1a
Product: glutamate receptor, ionotropic, kainate 1a
Biological process (GO): monoatomic ion transport
Cellular component (GO): membrane
Molecular function (GO): ligand-gated monoatomic ion channel activity; signaling receptor activity
Source: RefSeq, a predicted model, not a curated record